Molecule: messenger RNA, 2783 nt
Organism: Marmota flaviventris (yellow-bellied marmot)
Lineage: Eukaryota; Metazoa; Chordata; Mammalia; Rodentia; Sciuridae
Gene: Dbf4b
Product: DBF4B-CDC7 kinase regulatory subunit
Biological process (GO): positive regulation of nuclear cell cycle DNA replication; regulation of cell cycle phase transition
Cellular component (GO): Dbf4-dependent protein kinase complex
Molecular function (GO): zinc ion binding; protein serine/threonine kinase activator activity; nucleic acid binding
Source: RefSeq, a predicted model, not a curated record
GGCCACAGAGGCUGCCCCAGCCCCAGCGAGGUCAAAGUGGAAACAUCCUCUGUAGCCAGUCCCAAAGGCAACCAUGCCAGGCCUUCACAGAAACCUGUGCACUCGGUGCCUAUGAGCAGAGGGAAGGAGCUUCUGCAGAAGGCCAUCACAAAGCAGGGGAGCAGCAGCGGAAGAGGCAGUGGGAACAGCAGCAGCCUCCUGACCAAUGCCCGCUCCUGGGGAGUAAGGGUCCUGCAUGUGGACGAAAUGAUGAUGCACGUGCAGCAGCUGUCCCAUGGUCCUUCAUGUGUAAAGAAACAAGAACCGAAGCAGCAGGAGGGAACACGUCCAGGAGUGGAGUCAAGAACACGGAAAGUGGCCAGACUAAAGGCACCAUUCCUCAAAAUCGAAGAUGUGAGCAUGAAGUUUCGUCCUUUCCACCAUCAGUUUAAAUCCUUUCCUGAAAUUUCUUUUCUGGGACCCAAAGAUGCAAGUCCCUUUGAGACCCUGACAACCCCGGGCAGCUCACACUGUACCAGAGAACUGAAGGACCAAGAGCCAAGCGUUCAGUCAGCUGUGUGCACCAUGCCCAGGAGGAGGAAGGGCUACUGCGAGUGCUGCCGGGGGGCCUUUGAGGAUCUGCAUGUGCAUCUUCAGAGUGCCCAGCACCAAGCCUUUGCCCUAGAAGCCCAUUCAUAUGCAGAAGUUGAUCGGAUCAUCUCCCAGCUCAGCCACAGCUUUAUAGAAGUCCCCUCCCAGGCCAGCCUCCCCAGGCAGUCAGAUUCCACAGCUUCUGAAUGUGACGCUCUCCAUCCUGACACUUUGUCCCCAAGCCAACCCUCCCCUCCCAGGGUAGCAUCUCCUGGGAUGAGGAAAGAAGAUGACUGCCAGGCCCCAGGUACCCCAGAGCAGGAUGGAAUGGUGGACAACGUGGAAGCAUCAUCUGAGCCUGCAGGGACCAGCCAGGUACCUGGACCACUAGCAAGUUGCCAGGAGCUAGGGGGACCAAUUGAUGUGCUUGUGGACCCUUCAAGAACACCAGUUUCCAGGAUCCCCACUUACCAGCACCUCCUGCCCAGCUCUGAUUUUAUGGACCUCUCCUCUGGCCUGGACCUGGCAUCUGUUGGUCACAAGCGGAAGAUUCAGUUCCCCAGCAGCAUCACUGAGAAGAGGCCAAAUGCCUCAUUUCUUGUAUCUGGAGCCGCCAGCCCCUGUGGCCCCAGGACAGCUGAUAGCAGGCAUCUUCUCUCCCUUCCUCUUCCCAGCUGUGAAUCUAAGCCCCGAGCCUCCCUCCAGCCCUUUUGCCACACACAGGCCUGCUGCUCCCUCCCAGACCCCUUACCCUGGCAGUCCACAGACAGACCAGUUGAGUUUUGGACCACACAACCCCCCUGGCCUGGGAGAGAAUGGCUCCUGGGACCUGAGGAUUCUGAGUGUACAGCCCCUGGUCCUAUACCCCAGCAGACUGACCAGCCCCCUAGCUGUCCCACAGGCCCCAACCAGCUGCGGGCCCACUUGCACUCCCCCGUGGGAGGGCCUGCAGGGAGCCAGGCCACCUCACUUCCCCAUCCUCGGCCAGUCAGCAUGGGAGCCAGCUGCUCCAGAUGGUUCUGGGCCCCUUCAUCUUUCCAAGUGCCUUGUCUCCCUGUCUCCCAGGCCCAGCCCUCACCCAGAGCUGCUUCUGUGAGUCCCUAGGUUUUCACACAACCAGCCAGCUCCAGCCCGCAGAGCCACAGAUCUAAGUUCUACCUUGCUUGGUGUUAUACACCUGGCCAGGACCAGCCAAGACCAGGGGAGUGGAGCCCUAGGUCUGGUCUUUGAGGUACAAGUAAGUAGCUAUGCCCAGUCUUGUGGAGCCCACAGAGCAGACCUCCUGCCUGCAGGUUUGGGGGAAGGACCGAGAGCCUUAGGCUAGGGGCUGCUCUCUCCUGCCUCUACCUCCAGCCAUGGCCAGUCCCACACCCAGAGGCGGAGGCAAGACUGGCAUAGGGAAGGAACCAUGAAGAAGCUGGGGUGGCAGGAGGCCUGCUGGCCCAGCAUCCAGGCUCUCUCCAGGCUCUUGUCUCUUACAGAGCAGAGGGUUAGUUGUUGGUGUUCCCCACCCCCACCCAGCCUCCUUUCCCACAAGCAUGUGGUCUCUCCUGCCUGUGCGUGUCCCCUCCCCCAGCCCCCCACGCUCACACAGAUCCUCAGGAACAUAUGAAGCAGAGGAGGGGCCCAGGCUGCAGCACUGCAGUGCUCCCUCCCCCAUGCACUUAUUCGGGCCCAGCACUGACCUUUCCCCUGAGCCCAGGAUGUGGCCAUAGCCCUCUUUGGGGACCCUUCAGCUCUCCUCUGCAGCCUCAGCUCAAGCUGCCCACCCGGAGUUCUGCUGUUCCAGGGUCAGUGUCUCACCUGCCAACUUCUGCAUCUCCCUCUUCCCUCCCUCCUUCCCCAAGGACCUCCCCCCAUUUCUUACUGCCAAGCCAUUAAUCUGGAGACAGAAAUGGGUUUGCUAUCGAUUCUUUGGCCACUUUUUUUUUUUUUAUUACAAUUUGUACUGUGGUUCUUCUCACCCUUCUGCCUUUGUGUGUUUGUCUCUUUAAAUGUUGAAGCUCCCUGAAGCCUGGUGCUAUUCUGUGUCUCCUUUCAGAGGAAGAAAGGGGGGCCUAGCUGCGGGUGAAGACCUGAGUUGUUAGUUUGGAAAUAGAGCAACUGUGUGCAGCCCUCCUUAGAGGCCCUGUUUGGCCUUUUUAUGCCAUUCCUGUUAAAUUUCACAAUUCAUCUUGAUUUGGGAAAUGUAAAUAAAUUUGUUAAAUAGCAAA